GCCCCUUAAGGGCGGCGGGGGCCGCCCCUUGGCGGACGGGCCUGAGUUCGGGGCUGACUUCGCCGCGUCCCCGGCCGGCCGCGGAGGCGCAGCCCGGCCUCGAGGGUCCCCGGGCAGCAUGGAGCCGAGCUGGCUGCUGGGGGGCGCAGCCCUGCUGCUGCUGCUGCUGCCCGCGCUGCUGGCGCUCAGCCCCGCCGCCCACUUCCAGCUCAAGAUCGGCGUCUACUGCGUCCUGUGCCUGGCGGCCUCGGCGCUGGCCGUCCCGCUCUGCCUGCUGCGGCACGGCGGCCGCACCGUGCGCAACAUGAGAAUCAUCAAAAAUAUCGUCAAGAACUUCAAGUAUAUUUAUGGCCUGAGGUUUGAGGCAACAGGUCUGGAGAACUUCCAGAUCAAGGAGCCAUGUGUCAUCGUGUCAAAUCAUCAGAGCAUCCUGGACAUGAUCGGGUUGAUGGAAAUCCUCCCAGAUAACUGUGUUCAGAUCGGCAAGAAGGAGCUGCUGUACAUGGGCCCUGUGGGCCUGAUAAUGUACCUGGGUGGUGUCGUCUUCAUCAACAGGAAGAGUACGAGCAAUGCCAAGACAGUGAUGGCCCAGGUUGCCCAGACCAUGUUGGAUGAGAACGUGAAAGUGUGGGUGUACCCGGAGGGCACGCGGAACGGGAAUGGUGACUUGUUACCAUUCAAGAAAGGAGCUUUUCAUCUCGCUAUACAGGCACAGGUUCCAGUUAUUCCUGUGGUGUAUUCCUCGUUCUCUUCAUUUUACAAUCCAGCCAAGAAGCUAUUUACAUCAGGUAAAAUCCGGGUUGAAGUGCUCCAGCCAAUUGAGACCAAGGGCCUGAAGGCUGAGGAUGUCACGGACCUCACGGAGAGAUGCUACUGCACCAUGAGGGAGACCUUUUUCAGACUGUCUGGCAUGGCAAAUGAGGCGAACGGCUCAGGGCACGGCCCUCAACAAUAGUAUUCCCAAAUAGCAGGGACUGAAAGGACUUGUUUCAAUUGCCAAAAUAUCCAAGGGGUUUCUCCCCGUCGUUUGCAGCAGGUUUGGACAAAUCCUAAGCCUCUGCUUAGGGUAACCUUAGUUGACAAACACCAUUUGUUGGGCCAGUUCUACUGUUCGGUGAAUCUCUUUGUGGGUUCGUUAUCUCCCAUGGGGAAGUGUCUCCUGCACUCAGUUUCUCAAACACCCUACAAGUGCUAGUGAAGCGCUCCUGUCCUGAUGCCCAGUGCAGUGACCAUUCUGAACUCUUCUGCAAGCUCAGGCCACGCAGCUUGGACAGUAGGUGUUGCAGAACACCACGUUAAGGUCCUGGCAUUGACGCUGUAAGCCUGACGCUUGCCAGAGCCAAUCCACUGGAUGCCAAAGACCGUGUUAGGUACAUCUUUGCAGCCUCCAAAGGAUUAAAACUUGCUUUCAUCCUGUCCCUAGCUGUUGGUGCUUGAGGAGAUGAGGGUGGGAGCAGUUAUUCAGACAGCGCUCUUCAUGCGGCUGCACUCCACUAGUACAUUCCCAGUGCUUAUGGGCAGAGACUGAUGCCCUAGUGAUAAGUCUUGCUCACAGCUGAAAUUCAACUUCUAAGGUCUCAGUUUCAUUCUUUCUCGCCUCCGACACAAUUUUGGUUUUUGCUGAAUCAACCGGUUGGGUUGUUGUUUAAAGACCCACUAAGCAUCUGUGAUUCUGCUCAGACAAAGAUGGGAGACCAACCGCUCACCGCUUCCUGAUGGAAUGGCCAAGUCCUAGGACGUAGCAGGGAACUGAAAUGUCCAGGAUUCUCUUACCAGAAGUCCUGGGGCAAGCUUUAGACAGAUGUCAGUCCCUUAUUUGCUCUCCAGACAGAGUGAAUUCCCCACCAGUACUUCUAGCAAUCUUGCAGCCUAAGGCUUUCUUUAGGUGGGCCUCUACACAUGCUUCCUUUGGGCGCUGCUGGGCUAGGACAGAUGUGCCUUAUGGGGCCAGCUACUCUUGAUGCUGUCCCUUAAUGAAGUCAAGUUUCCAUGUCCACUGAGUGGACAAGCUCCAUGUGGACUUAUUUAGGGGUGGGGCAGGAGGGGGAAAUGUGGAGACCUAAAAAACCCAACCCAACCAAACCUGCUGUAUAGUGUCUUAGUAGGUUUUAUCCAAACACUUAGCCUGAUGGCUGCCGUAAAGCAAACCUCUAUGGGGAUGCUAUCUCUAAACAAAAUCCCUGGGGUUUGUAAGUGAUGCAUGAACAUGCCAAGAACUAAACUAAAAGAUGAGAGAAACCCACAAAGAGACAGGGACUCAUCUCUGCUCAUCCCCAUUGUUUUGCAUUACAGCCAGCAUCCCUGACUUAAUAUUUAGUCUUUUACUCCACCUGAUGGCUUGCUUUUAGCAUAGUGCCAGGUAUGAUGGGCUGAGGGAAGGGUAGAUCUGGCACUUCCUUGGUAUUUGUUGCAACACUUUCAGUGCUCAAAUGUGUUUUUUUUUUUUUUGGUUUUUUUUUUAAAUUGUUUUUAAUCUAGGUUUUGUACCUAGAUUCUUUGUUGCUGCUCUUUCUUCCUAAGGGCUAUCCUCUGCUGUUCGACACAUUGCAUGUCUGAAGCAUUGACCAAAAGACAGUGCCUGCCAUACAAACAUGUCUUGGAACAUUCGCCUUACUAGGACUGUUCGUGUCAGUUGCAAAAGCCAUGGUGUUGGAGAUGUAAAAUAUGCUGGAUGGGAGAGGGGUAUGAUGGCCCUGAACCAGUGUUUCCUUUGGUCUGAAUUUACCAGCUGGGAAACAGUAGCUGGAGGGAUUCCCGGAAACUGAGUUUCAGACUCUCCUCACCCAGCAGUAGAAAUGUAGAGCCCCUCUCAAAGGGAGUAACAGCAGAGAUGAUGCUCUCUGGGGGAGCAGGCCUUAGCCAUGAAAACUCCCAGGGAUUUGAUGAGAGGCCUUGUCAGCUUGAGGCAACAUUCCCACAAAGGCAGUGCAUCUCCUCUUGUAAAGUAAUCUUGUGCAAUGUAUCGUCCCCAAGCCUCCUGCUCAGUGGGUGGCAGUAGAGAUGAUGCUGUCUCAAUCACUGAAUUCCUGUUUUUUCUUCCUAUAAAGGACACCAAAUCUAAUGCUUAAAAAGCACUAAUGCAGAACUGGGAGAAACCAAAUAGAGGAUGCUGGGGGUAGGUAGCUCCACAGGGCUCAAAGCUGUAGCUAGAGCUGUGUUUACAAAUGAAUAUUGGAGCAUCAAUCUGGUACAAUCCAGAUUUCAGAACUGAAAAGCAGGAGGGUUUUCUUCUUUUACUGGUUCUGUACUGAAAUCAAAGCAGCACUUUUCCCCUUCCAUAAGAACGGCAGACGACAUGGCUAUGUAGUUGAAGCAAACAUCCAAGUUCUUGUGGAGAUUUCAUACCCUCCUGCCCAGCGGCUCCGGUCUGGAGUGAGCAGUUGGGAUGGUAAGGUCGUAACGGGUGGAUAUUUUUCUUUGGCCAAUGAUGACUCUGUAUCAGAUGUAUAAAUCUAAGUCUGUCUGUUUAUGACGGAGGUGGGAAAAGAGCUUGAGCGUGUUCCAUUCUUUUAGUUGUUUAAAUGUAUGUUUGAUCAAUGUACAUUCUUAUAAAGCAGUUAUUUAAAUAGAAA
Molecule: messenger RNA, 3572 nt
Organism: Caretta caretta (loggerhead turtle)
Lineage: Eukaryota; Metazoa; Chordata; Testudines; Cheloniidae
Gene: AGPAT2
Product: 1-acylglycerol-3-phosphate O-acyltransferase 2
Biological process (GO): phosphatidic acid biosynthetic process
Cellular component (GO): membrane; endoplasmic reticulum
Molecular function (GO): 1-acylglycerol-3-phosphate O-acyltransferase activity
Source: RefSeq, a predicted model, not a curated record